This is a messenger RNA of Setaria italica (foxtail millet), 993 nucleotides long. Its product is annotated as tryptophan aminotransferase-related protein 2. Gene Ontology annotation, biological process: amino acid metabolic process. Lineage: Eukaryota; Viridiplantae; Streptophyta; Magnoliopsida; Poales; Poaceae. The coding region runs from base 1 to 993 and encodes 330 amino acids. The record is from RefSeq and is a predicted model, not a curated record. The transcript has 4 exons. Gene Ontology annotation, molecular function: transaminase activity; carbon-sulfur lyase activity.
AUGAGCUACUUCUCCGACCUCGGUGGCUUCUGCUGGUUCGUCGAGCCUGGGUUCGAGCGCCAGGUCCGCCGCCUCCACCGCCUCGUCGGCAACGCCAUUGUCGACGGGUACCACCUGCUAGUCGGGACAGGAUCCACGCAACUCUUCCAGGCUGCGCUCUUCGCGCUCUCGCCUGCAGAAGAUGGCGAGCCCAUGAGCGUCGUCUCGCCAGCGCCUUACUACUCGUCCUACCCAUCUGUGACAAAUUUCCUCAACUCCGGGCUCUACCGCUGGGAUGGCGAUGCCAAUACGACGUUUGCCGGUGACACCUGCAUUGAGCUCGUUUGCUCGCCAAACAAUCCUGAUGGCGGAAUCAGAAAAGCUGUUACCAAGUCCAAGUCCGGGAAGACCAUUCAUGACUUUGCCUACUAUUGGCCGCAGUACACCCCCAUCACCGAGGCAGCUGACCACGACAUCAUGCUGUUCACUGUCUCUAAGUGCACCGGCCAUGCUGGCACAAGGCUAGGGUGGGCGUUGGUGAAGGACAUGGAGGUGGCCCAGAAAAUGACCAAGUUCAUUGAACUAAACACCAUUGGUGUGUCUAAGGACUCGCAGCUCCGCGCCGCAAAGAUCCUCAAGGUUGUCUGUGAUGGAUAUGAGCUAUCGCCCACUAGCAAAGUAAACCUCCUCUUCCAUUUUGCUCAACGAAAAAUGGCAGAACGGUGGAGCAGACUUCGUGCUGUUGUGGCAACCUCGGGCAUCUUUAGCCUCCCAGAUAAGCUCUCUAGCUACUGCAUGUUUGCUAAGGAAGUCGUCUCGGCCAAUCCUCCAUUCGCAUGGCUUCGUUGCCAUAAAGAUGGUGUAGAGGACUUUGAGUCUUUCCUACGUGAGCGUAAAAUAAUCACUCGAGGUGGAUCAAAGUUUGGAGUGGAUGAGAGGGUUGUGAGGAUUAGCAUGCUUGACACAGAUGAAGCCUUCAAUGUGUUCCUUGGUCGUAUUGCCUCCUUAAAGUGA